Molecule: messenger RNA, 4767 nt
Organism: Pelodiscus sinensis (Chinese soft-shelled turtle)
Lineage: Eukaryota; Metazoa; Chordata; Testudines; Trionychidae
Source: RefSeq, a predicted model, not a curated record
AGGAACAUCCAAGAGGAAAUGCUUUAAUCUACUCUGUUUAAAAGAAAAGAGCAUCCGUUUGGCUCGUUCUGGCAAUUUUUAAGUUCCAAAGGCUUGUUGAAGAAAUGAAGCUUUAAAAAGGAAUUUAUCAAAUAAAAAAAUGGGUGCAAACAGUAGCAGCAUCUGUGAGCUUCCACAAAACGAGUACUUAAAAAGAUUAUCGGGAGCAGAAGCUGUCUCUGAGAAUGACCCAUUCUGGAAUCAGCUCCUUUCUUUUAGUUUUACUGCCCCAACAAACAGUGCUGAAUUAAAGCAGUUGGAAGAGGUCACCAUCUCAAUCUGCAAAUCUUUAGUUGAGAACAAUCCUCGAACAGGAAAUCUUGGGGCACUGAUUAAAGUCUUCCUUUCUAGAACCAAAGAGUUAAAAAUUUCAGCAGAGUGUCAAAACCAUCUUUUUAUUUGGCAGGCCCAUAAUGCAUUGUUCAUUAUUUGCUGUUUGCUAAAAGUGUUCAUAUGUCAGAUGUCAGAAGAGGAACUGCAACUUCAUUUUACUUAUGAGGAGAGAAUACCAGGCUCAUAUGGAGUGGAAUGUGAAGAUCUUAUAGAAGAGCUGCUGUGUUGCCUCAUUCAGCUCAUUGUUGAAAUCCCCCUUUUAGAUAUAACGUAUAGCAUUUCCCUGGAAGCUGUGACAACACUUGUUGUCUUUCUUUCCUGCCAACUAUUUCACAAGGAAAUUCUGCGAGAGAGUGUCAUUCAUAAAUACCUGAUGCAUGGCCGAUGUCUCCCAUACACCAGCAGACUUGUAAAAACAUUAUUAUAUAACUUCAUUAGACAAGAGAGAAGCCCUCCCCCAGGUUCCCAUGUCUUCCAGCAACAGACAGAUGGAGGAGGAUUGCUUUAUGGCUUUGCAUCAGGGGUUGCAACUGGCCUAUGGACAGUGUUCACAUUGGGUGGAGUAGGAAGUAAACCAGUACCACAGGAGGAACAGUCAUCACCUUUAGCUAAUCAGAGCCUUCUGCUUCUGCUUGUGCUGGCUAAUUUGACUGAUGCUCCAGACACUCCAAACCCAUACAGACAAGCUAUUAUGUCUUUCAAGAACACACAAGAUAGCACUGCUUUUCCUUCACCGAGUCCACAUGCUUUCCAGAUUAAUUUUAACAGUUUGUACACAGCUUUGUGUGACCAGCAGAAAUCUGAUCAAGCAACUCUCCUUUUAUACAUAUUACUGCAUCAGAACAGCAAUGUUCGGACAUAUAUGUUGGCACGAACUGACAUGGAAAAUCUUGUUUUGCCAAUUCUUGAGAUUCUCUAUCAUGUUGAAGAAAGAAAUUCACACCAUGUUUAUAUGGCCCUUAUAAUUCUGUUGAUCCUUACAGAGGAUGAUAGCUUCAAUCGAUCUAUCCAUGAAGUGAUAUUGAAAAAUAUCACUUGGUAUUCAGAGCGUGUUCUAACUGAAAUUUCACUGGGGAGUCUUUUGAUAUUGGUCGUGAUAAGAACCAUUCAGUACAACAUGACAAGGACAAGGGACAAAUACCUUCAUACAAAUUGUCUGGCAGCCUUAGCAAAUAUGUCAGCACAGUUCCGCUCACUUCAUCAGUAUGCUGCUCAGAGAAUCAUCAGUUAUACCUGCCGCCACUUGCGGAGAUAUGUAUAUGUCUUGGACAAACUGUAUUUCCCUCACUCUCACUGUUCCACGCUGCAGCAUUGCUUCUCGACCCUCAGUGACAAUGGAGAGGAACUCUUGUCUUUAACUUGUUCUCACAUUCUCAGAUCCUAUGCUUCCAGUUUGUUUUCUUUGCUGUCUAAAAAACACAACAAAGUUUUGGAGCAAGCCACACAAACCUUGAGAGGUUCCCUCAGUCCAGAUGACUCUCCACUUCCUGAUUACGCACAAGACCUGAAUGUGAUUGAAGAAGUGAUCAGAAUGAUGUUAGAGAUUAUCAAUUCCUGCUUGAGCAAUUCUCUCCACCACAAUCCUAAUUUGGUGUAUGCGCUGCUUUACAAGCGGGAUCUGUUUGAACAGUUUCGAACUCACCCCUCCUUCCAGGACAUAAUGCAAAAUAUAGACCUGGUGAUCAGCUUUUUCAGCUCACGCUUAGAGCAAGCCGGAGCCCAGCUGUCAGUGGAAAGGGUUCUGGAAAUCAUCAAACAAGGAGCUGUCGCAUUGCCCAAAGACAGGUUAAGAAAAUUCCCGGAGCUGAAGUUUAAGUAUGUAGAGGAGGAGCAGCCAGAAGACUUCUUCAUCCCUUAUGUCUGGUCCCUGGUAUACAAUUCUGCUGUGGCCCUGUAUUGGAACCCACAGGACAUCCAGCUGUUCACUAUGGACUCUGGCUGAGGGAGAAGCAGCCGAGCCAGCUGUACUCUGAUUACAGGCAAAGAAACUCAAAACUGCGUGUGAAUGUGACCCCUUCCCAGAAUGCAUCCUCUAAACCUGAAGCUUAGUGAGAAUAAAGCUUGCUACUAUUGUGUAGUGCGACUUUGACAUUUUGGUACCAAACUGCAGCAGACACACUGGAAGCAGAUUGUGGUGUGGGAGAGAAACUGGCAAACUUUUAUUUCUAAUUCAUAUAACCUAGAGCUUAUCCAAUGAAAAUGGGGCCUUAGACCUGCAGCAUGAUAUCACCACCACCAAGAAAUCUGAUAGCUUUUUUAACUAAAAUGGGGAAAUGAGGAGAGAGUGUUAGCUGAUCUGGAAGUGGCAUUUAUAUCUUUAUUACCUUUAAGUGAUGCAUCUUCUUUGGGUCAGGGUCUUUGAACACAAACAUUUUCUACAAUGGACUAUUUCACCAGUAUCAUGCCUCCUCUCAUGGCAACUUAUUUUGGUGACAUUGCAAAGUCUACAGUCUCUAAAAUAUCUUUAUUAAUGUAAUCAGCGUAUACUAGGCUACAUAUUAAUCAAAUGAUGUUUCUAGACAGAGAGGAGGAUACUGUGGUAUAUAUGAGAGGUUUUUCAACUGCGAGACUUUGGUUUUGAAGAGCUAUCACAACACUUUUGAUUCUUAAUACUCUUUAUGGGGCUUGAGACACUAGCUUCCAGAGGAGAGGCCCUCUCAGACUCACAUUUCGGUACUUCUGAACAAAAGCUUUUCCUAGAAAUUGACCACAUAAACAAAUCUCCAAAGAAAAGUAGAGCUAUGCCACAUAAGUUUGUGCACUUUCAGCAGUGUCUGAUGGGAGUCCCUGGUGAAGCCAUAUGUUAAAAAUCCCCUUUUUGCUGCAAAAGGGAUUAUAGCAGAGAUAUAGAUUAACAGAAUGUGGAACACUUCAAAAUGGAUGUUUUAAAAUAUUCUUUCCUGAUGUAUCUAGCUUAAUGAAAAUAAUUAAGAUACUCACUCUGCAGAUAGAAAAACAAAAGAAAUUGGUUGACAUUAUUUUAAGUGUCUCUUUCCUCCACUGCAUAUAAAGGAUUUGUUUGUGUCUUGGACAAGCUCCUGACAGUGUUCACUUCCACAUGCUCACAGAAACUCCUGCUAUACCUUAUGCUGCUUUCUGGAAGUCGAUGUCACUAAGUCAGGUGUUCUGCAUGCCAAAAUAUAAAGGAGCUGUUCUUACACAUAUAUGGUAAAUCCCUCAAUUCACUGCCUGACCCAGCAUGUUCUGUUUUCAGACUCAGAGGACAGUGCACAUUUGCUUUCGCACACAAUCUUCUGAGUGGCUUUAAACAGAGUUUCCUGUGUUCAUUUUUCUUUUGCUGAAGAAUUUAGACAUGUACUUUGUUUUUACCUGUCUGUUUGGAAGCAAAGUCCUUUUGGACAAGUGGAACUGCUGGAUUUUUUUUUAAACUCCUUUCCCUAUUUACUUAAAACUAUAAGUAUGAAGAGCCAUGCAUAGCAUAGGCCUUCCCAGUGCUUUCAAGCAAAGGUUGCUUUUGGGAGGAGGCAACAUGAAGAGAAGAGCUGCAACUCUUUUGAGUGUAAAAUAUGGGAAACAAUUGAACUGUGACUGAAGACAGGGGUAUGUUUGUGCUACGUUUGGGGUUGGUUUGCUUUUUUUAAACCUCUGAACAAAAGUCAAAGGGGAAUGAAUGGCUUUUGUGUUGGUUAUAGUGAUUUGUAAUUUUAUCUUUAAAUAAAGGACUAGAGUGUUUGUGAGCCAGGAAAACUGCACAGUCCUUAGCAUGGUCAUUCUAAAAGUGCACCUUUAAACUGCGGAUUCUGAGACGAACUGUGCUUCAGUUCUUCAUCUGACUUAACCACACUGAGAGUCUGAUCCUCCCACAUAAAGACCAUCUUCCAUCCCUAUUGACUUCAGUGAUAACUGGGGACACCCAGGACCUCCAGGCUGGUGUAUCAUCUUUGAGAGAAUCUGAUUUUCUUUAAAAGAACUGCACGUAAGUACAGGGGCAUACAGCAGCAAUGUGAUAUACACAGGUCAAACAAGACACUGAAUCAGUGAAGGGGAGUGGCAUGUAGUAAUUUCAAUUUGUCGUCUUAACAAUGUUGCACUAACGUAAAAGAGAAGCAUGCUUGUUUCAAUGGAAUACUUUUCUUGUGCAGUUAAUUAAAAUGCAGUGCAUAUGGGCCCCAGCAGGAUUGUAAUGGCAGGAGCCAGAAUCCAAAGCUGAAGCAGUAGAGUAAGCCAAAGUUUAUUCUGAAAUCCAUCCUAUUAUGAUUGGUUCUUUCAAGUUUCAAGCAUUGUACAGGUAUAGAAAUGUCUUGGAGUCUGCAGUCUGAUGUGUUCACAAAUACUCUAUUUUCCUUCAAAUCUGUAAGUACCUUUUGAGGGAUCCUUUUCAUUAUUUUUGUGUGAAAGAUUUAUUAUGUAGUAAUAAAAAAAACCCUAAACAGA